Messenger RNA from Phlebotomus papatasi, 571 nucleotides. RefSeq names its product dynein axonemal light chain 1 (gene ODA-Dnal1). The coding region runs from base 1 to 564 and encodes 187 amino acids. The transcript has 2 exons. Lineage: Eukaryota; Metazoa; Arthropoda; Insecta; Diptera; Psychodidae. Gene Ontology annotation, cellular component: cytoplasm. Gene Ontology annotation, molecular function: protein kinase binding. The record is from RefSeq and is a predicted model, not a curated record.
AUGGCGAAGGCGACUACGAUUAAGGAAGCCCUCAAACGAUGGGAGGAAAAAUACAAAGUCAACCCGGCUGAGGCCAAGGAUGUCGAGCUGCAAUUCCAGUGGCCUCCGAUUGAGAGAAUGGACAACACUCUAGCUACCCUCACAGCCUGCGAAUUCCUCAGCCUCUCGACCAACAUGAUCGACAAGAUCUACGGACUCAACGGGAUGAAGAACUUGAGAAUCCUUUCCCUGGGACGGAACUACAUCAAGCAAAUCUCUGGCCUGGAAUGCGUAUCGGAAACUUUAGAGGAACUCUGGCUGAGCUACAAUCUCAUCGAGAAGCUCAAAGGAAUCAACUGCCUCAAGAACCUCCGCGUCCUGUACCUCAGCAACAACCUCGUGAAGGAUUGGGCUGAAUUCAAUCGUCUGCAGGAAUGCCCAAGUCUCGAGAAUCUCCUCUUCAUCGGCAAUCCUCUCAUGGAAACCAUGGAGGAAUCCCUCUGGAGAGCAGAAGCCACGAAGCGUCUGCCGCUACUGAAAAAGCUAGACGGGGAAACGGUCCUCCGCGAAGAGGAAGAACAAUAAUUUAGAC